AUGGGGGCACUGCUGGGGCUGCUGGUGUUGCUGGGCCUGGCGGGGUGCCCCGCCGCCCCGGGGGACCUGUCCGGGGAGCUGCGCGUCACGGCCACAUGGGUGACUGUGCCACGGCAGUUGAGCCCCCGGGCCGACACCAACCCCCUGGCCGUCUCGUACUGGCUGGAGGUGGCGGGGCGGCCACGGGUGCUGCGCAUGCGGCCCAGGCGGGGCCUGGUCUCCCACCCCUUCACCUUGGUCACCUACGGCAAGGACGGGGCCCGCUGGGAGGAGCACCCCUUCGUGCAGGACAACUGCUUCUACCAGGGCGAGGUGCAGGGGAGCCCCGGCUCCCUGGUGGCCCUCGGCACCUGCGGCAGGGGCCUGCGCGGUGUGCUCUGGGUGGAGGGUGGCACCUACGAGAUCGAGCCCAUCCCCGAUGAUCCAGCCUUCCGGCACAUCCUCUACCGCAUGCAGGAGGCCAACAAUCCUGCGGGCCCCACCUGCGGGCUGACCCCGGAGGAGCUGCAGCAUCAAAAGGCUUUGCUGCCCUGGUUCAAGGUUCCCCAGGCAGAGGAGGAGAAGGAGGAGGAGAUGCUGAAGGACUGGUGGACACACGUCAGGUAUGUGAAGAUAGUGGUGGUCGUGGACAACGUGCGGUUUGUGAAGUCGGGCAGGAACGAAUCCGAAGUCUUGAGGCAAGUCCUAGAAGUCAUCAACAUUGGGGACUCACUGUACGAACAGCUUUCUGUUCGGCUGUUUCUUGUGGGAUUGGAGAUCUGGACCAAAAGCAACCUUAUAAACAUUACUAACUCUGUCAACAAGGCACUUGACGACUUUAACAAAUGGCGAAAGUCAGACUUGUCUCCACGGAUGCGCCAUGAUACCGCUCACUUAUUUGCAUUUCAGAGCUUUGGAAGGAGCCUGGGAUUGGCGUUUCUAGGGUCCAUGUGUGAUAACCAGUGGUCAUCAGCAGUUGCGUCCUUCACUGAUAGGAAGUUGUCCUCAUUUAUUACCACAUUUGUCCAUGAGCUGGGCCAUAAUCUUGGGAUGCACCAUGAUGAACGGGGUUGUAAAUGCAGACGAAAGAAAUGCAUUAUGUACGAAAGCGAUGUUGACACUGAUGCAUUCAGUGACUGCAGUUACAAAGACUACUUUGACCUGCUUGGGCGUGGCGCCGGCUGCAUUCGUCAACCACCAGCACCCGGCACUUUCUACACCAUGAAGCGUGAAUACUGUGGGAAUAAGAUAGUGGAAAGCGGAGAGCAGUGUGACUGUGGUUCAGAAUCAAACUGCAGAAAGGAUCCUUGUUGUCACCCAAACUGUACUUUUACUGCAGGUUCAGUCUGUGCUUCUGGAAAAUGCUGCAAGAGCUGUCGGGUCCUUCCAGCAGGAACGCUCUGCAGAGCAAGUACGGGCAACUGUGACCUGCCAGAAUAUUGCAAUGGCACUUCCCCUUGGUGCCCGCUGGACGUGUACAUACAAGAUGGAACCCCUUGCCAAGAUGGUGCUUAUUGCUAUCGAGGAAAAUGUUCUUCCCACAGUAAACAGUGCCAGCACCUCUUCGGCAAACAAGCCAGGGCCGCUCCUUUAGAUUGCUUCAAAGCAGUGAAUACUCGAGGUGACCGGUUUGGGAAUUGUGGUAUUCGUAACAAUAUCCAUUUUACAAAAUGCAGCAUUGAGAAUGUCUUAUGUGGUAGGAUCCAGUGUGAAAACAUAGACAAAUUGCCUUUCUUGCAGAACCACGUAACACUAGUCCAAACCCCUGUUGGAGAUAAAAAGUGUUGGGGUCUUGACUAUCACGUGGGGAUGCCAAUAGCAGAUGUGGGAGCUGUGGAAGAUGGCACAGCAUGUGGUAGUGAUAUGCUUUGUAUCAAUAGGACAUGUACCAGUGUAUCACUGCUGAACUACGACUGUAACGUGUCCAAGUGUCAUGACAGAGGAGUGUGUAACAAUCGUAAGAACUGUCACUGCAGGUAUGGCUGGGCUCCUCCGUAUUGUGAAUGGGAAGGAUUUGGAGGUAGCGUUGACAGUGGACCCCCUCCAGCCAGGGAGAUUUUUCAGAGAGCAAAAAUAGGAGUAACACUACUUAGUCUUCUUUUUCUCUGUAUCCUUGGAGUAACCCUUACCAUAUGUUAUAAACAGGAAAUAGUGGGAUGGCUUAGGAGGAAAAAGGCCCAAUUCCACAGAAGAAAAUAG
Molecule: messenger RNA, 2178 nt
Organism: Gavia stellata (red-throated loon)
Lineage: Eukaryota; Metazoa; Chordata; Aves; Gaviiformes; Gaviidae
Product: disintegrin and metalloproteinase domain-containing protein 20
Exons: 1
Coding region: 1-2178 (725 amino acids)
Biological process (GO): male gonad development; proteolysis
Cellular component (GO): sperm head plasma membrane; plasma membrane; external side of plasma membrane
Molecular function (GO): metalloendopeptidase activity
Source: RefSeq, a predicted model, not a curated record